Molecule: messenger RNA, 6779 nt
Organism: Musca domestica (house fly)
Lineage: Eukaryota; Metazoa; Arthropoda; Insecta; Diptera; Muscidae
Gene: Wnt5
Product: protein Wnt-5
Exons: 11
Coding region: 1468-5214 (1248 amino acids)
Biological process (GO): cell fate commitment; neuron differentiation; canonical Wnt signaling pathway
Cellular component (GO): extracellular region
Molecular function (GO): frizzled binding; cytokine activity
Source: RefSeq, a predicted model, not a curated record
UUUUGUUGAAAACAUGCAUUUUAUACAAUUUUCAACAAUUCUGUGACAAUCAUUACUGGAGUUCGUGGACAUAUUUAACAUUUUAAACAUAACCAUAAAACGCGAUAUAAGUUACCUGGAAAACAAUUGUAUACGUAAUAAUCAUACUGAAGAUGCCCCAUAAAAAUUGUAAUAAAGAUCGCAAUUAGCCAUUAAUGAAAUAAUCCUUGUCUUGUGGAAUAUAAAUACGCAGCCAAAAAUAGCAAUUCAAUAUUUGGAUACAUUUGUGUGUGAUGUGAAAAUUUAUUAAAGAUGAAAGCCAACUAUUCGGUGACUUGAACAAAAAAAUUUCCUAAAACCACAAAUGACACUUGGACUCUUAGCAUUACUAGUAACUGGCCGCCGAAGCAAACAAGUGUCCGGAAUCUCAUUAGUAAGCAAAACAGGAAACGGUCGCGUCCAUUAAAUAAUAAACGUGAAACGAAGCGAAAAAUCCAGAACGUGAAACAGAACAGAUAAAAAUGAAACAUAACAAAGGGCAAAAAGGAAAAGAAAUAAAAUAAAAAUGAAAAAUUAUUUCAAAUGACGACAACCGCAACGAGACUACCAAAGUAAAUAAUAACCAAUCAUUUUUUAUUUACUCGGGCAAUAAUAACUAGACACACACAACAAUCGGAAAAGUCGUAAGACAAAGUGUGUAUAUAUGUAUGUGUGUGUGCUUGUCUUUACUUUGUGUCGUUCGUAUGCGUCAUAAUAAAGCGUACAAAAGUGAUUAAUAAUAUUUUAUGAUCUCAAAGAAAGCCAAAAGAAGAAAUAAUAAACGAACAGGCAAGUGCUUCGAAACGGAAAUAAUAACAUGUGAUUGUGGUCAAAAAGAGUGGCGGAUACCAUCUAAACCAAGUUUGGCAAGUGCUGACCUCCUCCUUCGCUCGCAAACAUCUACGGGAGAAAAAUAAACAAUUACUUCGUUCGUGUUUUUGUUUCUGCCGACAAACAAAGCUUGAAAAAGUGCAAAAAUUGUCGGGUUUUCUUUUGUUUUUCAUUUGGCACAAUCAUCAUCUAAACGUUUUUGCCCCGAAGUGGAAACAAGCAAUUCUCUCGGAAAACACACACCAAAAGUCUUUGUUUUCCCCCCAAAUUUCAUUGUAGUGCAAUUGCCAAGAAAAAAAAAAAAAAACACAAAACCAAAUAAAAAAAAUUGCCAUACUUAAAAAUUACUUAAGACUCGUCGCCAGAAAAUUCCCAUUCACUUUUGUAUAUUCCCAUUCCGGUCACCCCCCCAUCCGCUUCAAAAAGAAACGCCAACGGUGACAGUUUUCUUUUGUAUUGUACAGCAACGAAGUACCCAAUCGUCAUCAGCCAGCCACCGAGCCAACCGGUCUUUGCCCUCCCCAUCCAAAACGGGAGCAGCAAUAUCUUGGGUUUUUUGCGUUCUGCAAAAAUCUUCUAGUGGAGUACAACAAUUGGUGAAAUAGAAAAGUUUAAAAAAUGGAAUUUCUUAAAAGGAAACAUUUUUCAUUGUGGAUUACGACAACAUUUAUAAUCAUCGUGGCCGGUAUUACGACAAAUGUGAGCCCGGUCCAGGGUCUGCAGGGCGUACCAACAUGGAUCUCCCUUGGCAUUAAAUCGCCAUUCAUUGAGUUUCGCAAUGAAUUCGAAGUGCUGGCCAACAACAGCAUAGCCCUGAACAUUACCAAAGAUGAACAGGCGUUAAUGCAUCAGGAGGGCCUCAGAAAAUUGGGUACCUUUAUAAAACCCGUUGACUUAAGAGAUUCUGAGACGGGGUUUGUCAAGGCAAAUCUUACCAAAAAGAUUGCUACUCCCAUGCCACAACAGAGAACACAAACACAGCGGAGGAUGCAUCCCAUACAAGAGGAAAUGGAUCAAAAGCAAAUCAUUCUACUCGAUGAAGAUACCGAUGAAAAUGGUUUGCCGGCCAGUCUAACCGAUGAGGAUCGUAAAUUUAUUGUACCCAUGGCAUUGAAAAAUUCCCAACCAGAUCCUCGAUGGGCACAGUCGAUGGCCCGCAGUUCAAUGCUCUCAGCGCCAACGGCAAAGCCUAGCACUACAACGACAACGAAAAAGCCCACCACUCCGGCCACACCAGAAUUUGCCUCGAACAUAGAAGACCUGAAGAAACACAUUUUGUUCCUGCAGAAUCUCACAAAGCAUGAUAGUAAUUUUCAAUCGAAAUUUGUGGUCUUUCCCAGUCUGCAGAAGGACAAACAGGGUAGGCCAAUAACAACGACGAGCACCACAACCACAACGGCAUCGCCGAAGGUACCAUUUCGUCCCAUCUAUCAGUAUUCAGCACCAGUAUUACCGCCCACUAGGAAGUCAUCAAUUAACAUAAAUAGUAAAAUUUCACAUUCACCACCCUUUGGGGGUUACUACCACAAUGACGAUGAUGAGGAGUCGCUGUCUGCCUUCCUGCAGCCGGUCAAUAAUAAUGGCAAGGAUAAAAUUGCCAUUGUGCCACAGGUUCUACUGCUAAAUGAUCAAAACAAAGAUCGCAGAAUGCCGGUGGCAACCACAACAACAAGUACAACCACAACGACAACAAGCACUACAACAACAACAACCACCACAACGACAACCAGACGUCCCACAAAACCCACCAAACUGCCACCCUGUGUACGUAAUCCGGAGGCGCCCAAGUGUAUACGUUUGCGUAAACGUGAAGAGCUGCAGAGGCAAAGGGAUCGUGAACAACUGCUGAGAGAACAAGAGAAGUACUGGCCACGCUAUGAACCCUAUCGCCAGACCAUUAACAACACCAAACGUUUUGCCGUCUCCAUUGAAAUUCCCGACUCCAUUAAGGCCUAUUUGAAUGAAACGAAAAAUGCCAAAAAUCUGGAUGGUAGCGGGGGUAUUGCGGAGGAAAAUCUACAAAUCCUCUCACGUUUUGUAAGAUCCACCCACAAAAGACGUAACAUUGGUGGUGGCCUACAGGGACGUUCCACGGCCAGUAAUGAUAAAUUUGCCUCAAAAUAUGGUACUGGUGCUUUUUUAGAUCGAGAUUCGGUGGCAUCAUCCACCGGCGGUAGAGAUUUUGUAAUACCCAAUGCCGAGCAGAUGGGCAUGAUGGCGGCCAAUGCAACAACGCCCAGUCCAACGGUGCCACCCUACUCCGAGCCAUUGGAUUUAAAUCCAGAUAAUUGUUAUCUGGUCGAUGGCAUGAGCUAUGGCCAGAAGAAACAAUGUGUGCUGCACACAAGUGUGAUGCCGGCCAUAAGUCGUGGGGCCAGGGCCACAAUACAGGAAUGUCAAUUUCAAUUUAAAAAUCGCCGCUGGAAUUGUACGACAACAGAGGAUAAUACGGUGUUUGGUCCCAUGACCGGUUUGGGUUCGCCGGAAAUGGCUUUCAUUCAUGCCCUGGCUGCUGCCACUGUUACCAGUUUCAUAGCACGUGCCUGUCGCGAUGGUCAAUUGGCUUCGUGCGGCUGUUCCAGCGGUUCGAGACCCAAACAGCUCCACGAUGAUUGGAAUUGGGGUGGAUGUGGUGAUAAUCUGGAAUAUGCCUACAAAUUUGCCACAGACUUCAUUGAUAUACGAGAAAAGGAGACUAGACGUGGCACACGUGGUGUUGGCAAUCCAGAGAAACGUAAUGGCGGUGGUGGUGGCGGUAGAGGACAACGCAUGCAUCAAAGGCGGCAGCAACAGCUUUUGCAACAACAGCUAAAACAGCAACAACAAAUGCUAGCAGAUGAUGCUUCAGUUUCUAUUACCACUUCAGUUAAAAACGAUACCAAGGCAACAAUAACCAAGCAACAACAACAACAACAGCAGCAGCAGCAACACUUGGCAAAUAAUAAAGCUCAAACAACAAACGGCAGUAAUAGAACAGCAGAAGAAGCGACACAAUCAUUGUCUACAUCCCAGUCCUCAGGAGCAUCAGUAUCAUCAUCUGGGUCCUCGUCCUCCUCCUCAUCGAGUGAUUUGAAAUCUUUAGAAAAUACCAAUAAAAAUGUCAACAACAGCAGCAACAACUCAAACCCGAUACAACAUUCAAAUGGCACGGAUGUUAACACUAGCACGACACAAGUGUCAUCCUCCCUCGCCUCUUCGUCCUCAUCGAGGAAUAUUAGCCCGGGAACAUCUUCAAUGACCUCUUCAAGUAACAAUGCAGCAGCCGCUGCCGAUUCAAGUAACUACCAGAGUCAAAAUCAAAGACAGACAAACAGACAACGACAACAAAUGCGUUCGACAACAACAUCAACAACGGCACCACCAUCAUCAUCGCGACAGCAACAACAAGAUGUAUCAGCAUCUUCCGAGGAAGAAACACCAAACGGUGGUGGUGGUGGUGGUCUUCGCAUUAAACCGGAAGAUUUAUUAGAAUUACAAGAGCGUAUUACAAAGGAAAUACUCAAUUCAAAAUUACAGGAAAAGGAAAUGCUCGAAUUGCAGGAAAAAAUCAAUCGGGAAAUUUUAAAUUCGAAAGUUUUUAAUAUGGAUGUUGCCACAAAUGGUGGUGGCAGUUCAAGUUUCAGUGCGAACGGUAACAGCAACAACAAUAAUAAUAACAACAACAACGGUGGUGGUGGUAAACGCAAAAGGAAACGUAAAAAUCAACGUGCUGUCAACGGUAUGCUGGUCGAUGUUGGCGAAGGUGGUCCAUAUGCCAAUAGCAACAGCAACGGUCCAAUUGGCACAUCAGGUGGCAGUAAUGGUGGCGGUGGUGGUGGUGGCGGUUCUUCUGGCAAAUGGAAAAAUUCGAUUGCAGCCAAAGCAAGAAGUUUAAUGAAUUUGCACAAUAAUGAAGCCGGCAGGAGGGCGGUUAUUAAGAAGACCCGCAUAACAUGUAAAUGUCAUGGCGUUUCCGGUUCAUGUAGUUUGAUAACCUGUUGGCAACAGUUGUCAUCGAUAAGAGAAAUUGGUGACUAUUUGCGUGAAAAAUACGAAGAAUCCACAGAGGUGAAACUAAACAAACGUGGGCGAUUACAAGUCAAGGAUCCACAAUUUAAAGUACCCACAGCCCAUGAUUUGGUGUAUUUGGAUGAAAGUCCUGAUUGGUGUCGAAGUAACAAACAGCUACAAUGGCCGGGAACACAUGGUCGAGUUUGUAACAAGACAUCAAAUGGCCUGGAUGGCUGUGGUAUCCUGUGUUGCGGCCGGGGUUAUAAUACCAAAAAUAUUGUGGUGCGAGAACGAUGCAAUUGCAAGUUCCAUUGGUGUUGUCAAGUUAAAUGUGAUGUUUGUGUGAAAGUGAUUGAGGAGCAUACGUGUAAAUAAUUCUAAUUUACUCUAUGGACAAUUUUUAGUUUAUUAUUUUAUUUUGCAAAACUAAAUUUAAAAUGUAAAAAACAACACUCACACAAAGAAAAUUAUGUAAGGAAAUUUAUUAAUUUUUAAUAACAUUUGAAUUUCGUUUAAGAUACAUAAAGGAAAAGCUUAAAUUUAAAAAUUAGCUUAUAAAAACCACUCACAAUAAUUAUUUUUUGGAGUUUAUUUCAAGCAAGAAAGAAACAAGAAUGCAGAAAAAAACUAAUUUAUUUAACAACAAACAUAUUAUCCUAAUAAAUAAGUUAAAAACAAAAAAUAAAAUAUAUUGUGACAGACAGACAGCAACAAAAAAAUGUUAUAUUUCUUGAUAAAUAUUGCAAAGAAAAUAAAAAUAAAACAAAAACAUAAAAUUGAAAUAUAAUUCCAUACCCUCUAAGCUAGACUUAACUGUAAUUUUAAGCAUCACGUCCCAAAAAAAAAAAAAAAAACAGACCAGCCCCACAUUGUAUUUAUUGAAAACCCGAAGGAAAAAAAGAAAAUACUGAAAAUAAAAUGAUAAUAGUUUUAGUAAAAUGCUAAAUAAUAUACAUAUAUUUAAACGAUAAUUAUAAAACUUGAAUUUAAUUUGAAAUUUUGUAAUAUACUUAUUCUAAUUUUUAAGAUUGUAGAAUGUAAAACGAAUAAAAGAAAAGAAACGAAAUUCAAGGCAUUUCGAAAAUGUAAUCGAAAUAUUUGCAUUUAUCAGCCACCCACACAAGCACACCCAUCCACAUACACAUAGACACAUGAAGCAGCUCGAAUAAUAUAUUCUUUUAAAUUACAAUAAUUCAAUUUUUUUUAUUAAUUUAUGUUAAAAAAACUUAAAUAUUUUAUCUUAAUAAUUAAACUACUUAUAUAUUUAUUUAAAAUAAAUUUUUUAGUUGAUUUUUUGUUUUUAUAUUUUUAUAUACAACAAUUUUUAGGUUAGUUUGCUUCUAAGUGACAUGGAAGAGUUAUUUUUGGCAUAUAUUCACUAUAAACAUACAAUUUAGUACAUUUCAUAUUCAUUGGUAGUUUUUCAAUUUUUUUUAAUCCAUACUCAGGAUAAUUUUUAAAUUAGCCUAAAAAUUCAUACAAAAAAGGGCAUGGCGUAUAGAUUGGUUUUGUUUAUAGCGAAAGUGACUUAAACUCAUUUUUAUAAAAAUAAACAGACAUCCGAAGAACUCGCUCGAAUUUCUACAGAGAUUGAAACUAACUCCAUUUCGAAGGAGAGUACUCCUGAGAGCAGAAAAAAUAAGCAAAUUCAAUUUUCGAUGUCGCUCGAAUAUGAUUGUGGAUAUUGUCUUUGCUUUUGAGUGGGAGCAAAAUUCGUUCAAAAUCGAGUGGAAUCUACUCUUACCGAGCACUUUUUUAGUUUUUGUCAUACCGUUAUAUACCAUAUAUUCUAUGUAUGUAAGUGUAUUUUUGUGCGCAGGAUCACCCCCCCCCCCACUUUCCAAAUCUUCUACAAUACAAUGCAACAUAGAUUGCUGUUACAGACACACACAAAUCAGAAAAAAAAUAUAUUUAUACCCUCCACCAUACAUAGUAUGGAG